AUGGAUGCUGCAGAGAAGAGCAUGCGGGAGCGUGUCGUACCCAGUCGGUUGGACAUCUGUGUACAGCGCCUCUGUCUCGCGAAAUACGAGCUUCUCUUUUCCGAUCCAAAAAACCGCGUCCGUCCACGCUGCUUUAGCUCCUGGCUGGAUGAACACAAGCUCAACGCCUUGGGAAAGCGACGAGCAUUAAACUUGAUGCGCCGUGGAGAAGAUAUCCUGGACGCGCUCGAUAUCCUCGUCGGACUUCGCGUCCGCCAAGAACGUUCGGCAGAGGUGCAGCUUGGCACCUGCAACCGGUAG
Molecule: messenger RNA, 300 nt
Organism: Peronospora matthiolae
Lineage: Eukaryota; Oomycota; Peronosporomycetes; Peronosporales; Peronosporaceae
Source: the annotation of a GenBank genome assembly